GAAAAAUUAUACUAUAAUUAUAUGUGUAAAAUUGCUUUGAAUAUGGAUUGCCACGAAGUUUUCAACAAAUAGUUAUUGAAAAACAAAUUUGUGAGCAAGCAAUAAUAUUUGGAUCAAAUUAAUUUCAGUUAAAUAAAUGAAAAUUUUAAAUGGAAAACAUUGAAGGUAAACUUAAUGAAUAUCGUUUAAGACAAAGACGCAAAGAAAGAUUCAAGAAAUUUGGCGAUGCAGUUAAGAGCUUUAUCAUUUCAGCUGUUACAAAAGAAGGCGACGUGGAAGAAAAACAAUCAAGAAUUCUCAUAGAGGAUGAUGAGGAGAAUAAACCAUUAUUGCAUCCACAAACAAAAAAUAAUAAUCAGAGACUAAUAAAGAAUAAUGUUAUGUAUGAUAACGAUAGCGGGGAAGUGGAGAGUGAAUCUGAAUUUGAGUCGAACAUUCCAGAAACCGAGAUCGAAUCCGAAAGCAAAUAUUUUAAAUAUUUCAAAAUCAUUGUUUAUAUACUGUUUUGGGUAACUUUGUACGCAAUCGCUAUCGAACUAGGUUUUGGCAUAGUAUUUUUAAUAAUCUCUGCGCUAGUAGGAAUGUAUUUAAACACACGCACUAGUCCAAAACACUCCAAGGAAUUGAGCGCAUAUAGCGUAUUUAAUGAAAAUUGCAAAGGCAUUGAAGGAUCGUUAACCGCAGCGCAGUUUGAACGCGAAAUGGGCUAUAGAACUUAAGCAUUUUAAAAUCUUCCUAUUAUGACAGUGAUUUUACAAUUUAAUUAUAUCUAUUAAAGUAAGUUAUA
Teleopsis dalmanni is the source of this 787-nucleotide messenger RNA. RefSeq lists its product as uncharacterized. Bases 150 to 719 code for a protein of 189 amino acids. The transcript is spliced from 3 exons. The record is from RefSeq and is a predicted model, not a curated record. Lineage: Eukaryota; Metazoa; Arthropoda; Insecta; Diptera; Diopsidae.